This is a messenger RNA of Branchiostoma floridae (Florida lancelet), 2913 nucleotides long. RefSeq lists its product as uncharacterized. The coding region runs from base 31 to 2913 and encodes 960 amino acids. The transcript is spliced from 20 exons. Lineage: Eukaryota; Metazoa; Chordata; Leptocardii; Amphioxiformes; Branchiostomatidae. The record is from RefSeq and is a predicted model, not a curated record.
GUAGUUAUUGACGUUGUACCGAGCGCCAUCAUGUACGGAAGGACGGUUCUGGGACAAAAGCUUGGGGUUACUCCUGACAAGGAGGCGGCCGAGUUGUUCUCCAUCCUCAAGAACCAAGGAGAACCUGUCUGGUCGGAAGAUGACUACUACUACUACCUUAGGCCAUUCGGCAGUGAUGUUGAUGAUCUUAAGGAUGGCUGGGAAGAUUUUGGAGGAGCUGUACUCAUCUUCGCCACAAAUGAGAAAGUCCACAACUACUACAAGUUUGCUGAAGGCGACGUUAAGAGCCAGAUGCGCCUGCCAAAGUGUCUCCGGGGAAGGGAAAUCACCUGGCGAAAACCUGUGGUAUCUAGAAACGUGGGGGUCGGAAGGAAAUCUUGUCGGCAGAAUUUCUGCAAUGAGCCUCAUCAUUGUCCUACCUACAAGCUUAUGGACACCUUGGGGAGUGGUGCAGAGAAGAGAAGAUACAGAGUACUUCCCUCUGUCUACAAUUUUGCUCCGACUUGUCACCUGGGGCAUAGUGCACCACUAUCUCAACCGGUGCUGUACGACUACUUGCGAGCCAUGGGUGUUUGGCCUCACGAGGGGUUCCAGAUGUUUGACCAGAACAUGAUGACCAUCUACCAAAACGAGACUGGACCGGAUCACUGCCAGAAGAAAUUCAGAAGCUUUGCUGUCGUUCCAGUAGAAACGCCUUACGAAACAGCAAGUGGAGCCAAAUACAAACUACCACAGCAGUACCCAAACAGGGCUCGUCGCGUCAACUACUGGAGACCCACGUACUACGUGAAGUGUUUUGGUGGGAACGGCGAUGGUGAAGACAUCUUCGACAUGGCUGAGAAACUUGCCAGUGAGCUAGACGACAUGGGUGUGUGUAGGAGGCGUGACCACUUCCACGUCAGCCAGUACAAUCGCCAGUCCAGAUUACUCGACAGGCACAAUGAGAUAUGGUUCUGGGAUGACAAGUGCCGAUCCUUGAAAGACAAUGCCCCAAACAUAACCUUUGAGUAUUCUCCAGUCACGGAAGACCGUCAUGCCCCAGACAUCGGUGACCGCUGCACCAAACAUGACUGUCCGGAGUUCCAGAAGGUGACAACCUUUGAUGGCUUCGUGGAGAAAUUUUCACCAGCGAAAAGCUGGAGACUUGAAACAGAUGAAUCUCAUGUUCAUAAAGAAGGAAGACCACCAUGUUAUUUCCCGUUCAUCGUGGAUGGCGAGAUCUUCCACAACUGCACCUACCACAAGUCACACCGGCCGUGGUGUGCCUGGAACGCUGUGUUCGCCGCCGGCUAUUGGUCCUACUGUGACGAAGAUGACGAGGGAGUGAGGAGGUUUGAUGGCGUCAUAACCAUGACAAACAUGACGUAUUCCCGAGACCUGAAUGACAGUAGUUCGACAGCCUUUAAGGAACUUGCCACGAGGUUGGAAACUGAGUUGACCAAGACUUUCUCAAAGUCACUGGAGGACUUCCACAAGCUGACCGUAACAGCAUUUAUUGAUGACGAAAUCAACGUAGGAUUCCACCUCACAACAAUGGGACAGACCAACGUGUCACAGAUUGAUGAGCCAAUAAAAGAAAGCUUUAGUAUAGAACAGGAUACGGAAGGCAGCAUUACCUUUGACCCUACAAGCCUUCAUUUCAAAGAAAACGACGUCUUCCAAGGAUUCAAGCAGGAGAGAAUCUGCACCUUCCCUUUUACUUACAAAGGAGAGGAAUACAACCAGUGUGUGACGUCAGAAUCUGGCAGACCAUGGUGCGCCUGGGAUGCGGUUGCAGAUGAAGAGCGAACCACGUUCUGUGAUCAGGAUGAUAAGUUUGUCUGCACCACUGUGACAUCUUGUGGAUACCAGAGUGCCAAAGGAAAAGGUAUAAGCAGGCUGCUGUCCUACUUCAACGGUAACAACAAUGGUGAGGUGGUGAUGGAUACAGCACGGCCGGUACUGGUGGAGUCCCAUAUUUCUACGGUGGCGUCUUCAAGCUGUAGUAAAAAGUUCGAAGUGUGUCUCUACCUACCCAGGACUCACCAAGCUAACCCACCUCUCCCAAAUGAUGACAAGUUGACGUUCAGACGACCGCUGAGGGGUUAUAGCUACAGCAUGCCUUUUGGAAAACUGCAGAACCCCGGAGAAUUCAGGCGCACCAUGAAUUACUUCGUGGAGCGGCUGGAACUAUCAAAGCAGUAUGGUGUACACUUUGACAAGAGUCGAGUGGUGAUCCUGAACUUCGACAGUGGAGAAAAUGAUCGUCAGUACAACGAACUACUGUUCUUCAAAACGGAUAGCCAACAAGGAGAUCGUAUUUCUGAAGUGAGGAAGCCCCCAAACGACUAUCCUCCGAAGACGUGUGAUGAUUCCGAGUGUGUCCUGUUCAAAUCACAAGUGGACCAUGGGGAGUUUAUGGAAAUUCAGCUUCAAACAACCAACUGGGUAUGUGCAAGCGCCAGAAAAUGUCCAGGGAGUGCCAUAACACCGAUCCGGAAGAUGGCGUACAAUCUUUUCAAGUACUACAAAGGAGAAAACGAAAGAGGAGAGAAUUUGGGUGACAUGGGGAAACCUUUCUAUGGCUUUCAACUAUUGAAGCCAAGAAGCAGUAACGAACCAAGUAAAGACCACUGCACCACUGACUAUGCCUGCGUCCCACUCUCAAGAAAUUGGACUGAUAUCCCCAAGCCAACAAAUGAUAACAUGUAUGUGUAUACCACAGAAGACAAGUAUCAAACUUUUUAUGUGAAUUUUGUCCGAGGACCAAUCAAGGGUCUCAGUGCUCACCAGAAAUUGGCCAAGCAUCUUGAAGAGGGUGGCAAAGCGUUUGAAAAGCUUGGUCCUGUGUAUUUCUCAUACGACGACAUGGGAACCCCCAACGGAGAUCGCACCACUUACGUUGCCUACCGCAAGAAGAAGGAAGACAACUGA